AUGUCUUUAGCUACGUUUCUACAUCAUCUACAACAGAGUAAUCUAUUCAAUGCAAUAGAUGAUCACCAACGAGCGAAGUCAGAAGCAAUUGAAGCUAUUAAAGUCUUGAACAUAAUAGCAAAGAAUUCCAUACAUGCCAAAGUCCCAUACUUGAAACCGUUGUCGGAGUAUGCAUUGAAAAUUUAUGAAAAGGCACAAGAGAAGCAGCCAACAUCGACCAAACUUCUUUGGUUAUCAGCAAAAAUUGGAGACAGCUUUUACUUCCCAUUGAUUGAAUUCGGUGACGGACUAACCUCUGGAUUUGGUAUCUUUUCAACAGAAUCAUCAAGUUACCACGAUUCAGACCCCUCAAUAAGGACUAUUCCAAGGGGUGUUGAUGCCACUUUUACAUCAGUUACUACAGCUCAUUGGGUAAAUGACAAAGUUCACUUGUUGAAUAUAUAUCAGGAUCUAUUAACCAAUUGUUCGUUUGUGUCAUCAUACAUUGCCUUGACAAACGUCAAUUUCUCCACCUAUGCACUCAUUUCACCUCAUGGUGUAUCGUCCAAAUACCGGAUUAUACUAAACUUUAAUGGAUGUAAACGCACUGUCGAUGUUGAUGAUUGUUUACCGCAAAUUGCUGACUCCAACAGGAAUUUAACUUUGAAAUCUUUCACCGACCCUUUGUUGUAUUGGCCAGCAUUGAUUGAGAAAGCAUAUUUAAAAGUGAUGGGACAUGGUUAUUCAUUUGAAGGCUCAAAUAUGGCCAAUGACACCUAUCUCCUUAGUGGCUGGAUUCCACAAGUUUUGAAAUUAAAAGGCAACAGACUGUUAAACGAGUUUUCGCGAUUAUGGAACAUGAAACUACACAAUGAAGUAACCUUGGGAAUUGGAACUGAAAGUUUUAGUAGCCAGUUCAGUUCGUCAAUUAAUUUGAUUGGGGAACAUGACUAUGUUAUUGACGAUUUCGAUGGCCAGUGCAUCACCUUGAAAAACCCGUGGGUUACCGAUCGGCUAUCUACAAGAUUAGUCAAGGUUUAUGAUUUAACUCAUUUCAAGUAUUUGUAUAUAAAUUGGAAACCACAGGCCGAUGCAACAAUAUACCAGGAAAACUUUAUUUACACUGUCAAGGACAAUAUAGUGGAUCAACCACAAUUUACAAUUGAAUGCGAACAAGAGACAUGGCUAUUACUUGAAAAGCACUUGCCGGUGGAUAGCCCUCAUUGGAUGAGAGUCAACGUCUACCAAACUGGAAACAAAGUAAUGUCUCCUUUUGAUCAUGAAGAGCAUUCCAUCUUUGAGACAAACAACAGACUUCAAUCGAUAAAACUACCACCGGGAACGUACACAUUAGUUAUUUGGUCCAAUAAGCCAGGAAGAUAUUCGCUAAUGUCAUAUGCUAUACUCUUUUCGAAGCUGAGGUACCAAUUUGCUCAUGUGAAAUCACGUGAUGGUGAAUGGACUAAUGAGACAUGUGGUGGAAAUUGGACAGCGGCGUCAUAUAUAAACAAUCCUCAAUUUGAUCUCAUUGUAACCAACGCAACUAUGAUGAAGGUUGCUCUCUUUGCAAAGGGGCUUGUUAAUUUUGAUAUUUUCUUUGCUGACAAGUUGAAAUUGGGACAACCAAUUCAAAGCUACAAUAAGACCAAAUGUCUUACUGAGGAUAAAUAUUCACAAGAUUAUCAAUCCAAACAACUUCACAUCAAACCGGGCACUUAUAAAGUUGUUGUAUCUAAUUUUGAUGGUUCUACGACACCGUUCAAGUUAAUAUUCAACUCAUCGGAACCAGUUGCCUUGGACAAAAUCCCGUCAUCCAUGUCAUUGUAUGCAUUGAAUCAAUCAUUCCUUUGGAACCAAACAAACAGGUACAAGUUGUAUUUUAAAACAAAUGUUUACAACACGUCAAUCCUCGCCAAGAUACGCCACACUAAUGAUGAAACUGCAUUGUAUAGUCGACAAACUGAUUAUCGACCUGCGAUGAGAGCAUCGAUUUUUAACGCAAUAACUAAAGAGCCAGUGCAGAUAAAUGAAAAAUUUAGAGAUGAUUGUUUGUAUGGGUUAUUUGUCGAGGAGAAGCUCAAGGACCCAGGAGAAUAUAUUUUAUUGAUUGAAAGGUUUGAAAUUGGUAAGGGAAGAUGUGAUGUAGUUUUGGGAAGUGACCAUAAAGUAACCUUGCUAUGA
Molecule: messenger RNA, 2160 nt
Organism: Lodderomyces margitis
Lineage: Eukaryota; Fungi; Ascomycota; Pichiomycetes; Serinales; Debaryomycetaceae
Gene: RIM13
Product: Rim13p
Exons: 1
Coding region: 1-2160 (719 amino acids)
Biological process (GO): proteolysis
Molecular function (GO): calcium-dependent cysteine-type endopeptidase activity
Source: RefSeq, a predicted model, not a curated record